UGCUCUACUGGAGAUAAUUCUGGUAGGUUUUGGAGGUUUAGAGGGAUUUUACUAGUAGAUUUGGAGGGGUGAUGGGGAUUAAGAGGGAUUAACAGAUGGCUGAGGCAUUGAGAGAUUUGAGAAAAGUCUAGGAUUAUGUUUAAGAAGAUUAGUAUGAGGCAUUGUGGAAAUUCUCACGAUAACCAUCCAAUCGCUCGAAACUAAUAAGUUUAUUUCGUUUUCGUUUUGCUGAUUUGUAUAUCAAAAUUUUAUUUUCAAUCUCAAUCAUCUUUGUAGGGAAUUAAUACUAGAGACCGGACCGAGACGUGAUCUCUAUGCAAAUCUCGGUAAUUGAAAUCAAGAAUAUUUCGAGAUCUCUAUUCUCGUACGAAAAAUUUUCGUGUUAUCGAGAUUUUUCGUAAUCUCGAUUAUCGUCGACACUUCCAGUCCGGUCUCUAGUUAAUGCCAUUAAUACAUAUUUUUAAAUUAUCAAAAAUUCAAGUCGCUGCCAAUUGCACAUCAAUUAAAGAUUUUAAAUGUCCUUUGUCUGAGGAUUGUGUUCCCCUGUCCAAAAGAUGUGAUGGAAAUUAUGAUUGUGUAUUAGAGGAGGAUGAACAAAACUGUCCAAUGUGUAAAGCUAUUCAAUUUCCUUGUGUUGUAUCAGAGCAAUGCAUUCCUAUAGGGCAACGAUGUAAUGGAAUUAAAGAUUGUGCGGAUGGAACAGAUGAAUUGGAUUGUGAAAAUUGUGGAUCAGGCAAAUUCUUUUGCCGAAAGUCUGGAAAAUGUAUACAAGCUAAAGAAAGGUGUGAUGGUUAUGCUCAAUGUCCAAAUGGAGAAGAUGAACAAUUAUGCAAAAAAUCACGUAAUUCAUUAUCACAAAAUAAUAUGUUUUUGUGUGAAAGUGGUACUCAACAAAUAAAUCAAAAACAAGUUUGUGAUGGAAUUGUAAAUUGUAAAUAUGAUGCUUCUGAUGAAAAAUAUUGUCAGAGAUCUACAGGAUUUGAAAAAACAAAAAAUGAAAUCGAAUUUGAGACAAAGUGGGAUUUUUUAAAAAAAUUUUUGAAUUAA
Messenger RNA from Meloidogyne enterolobii, 1047 nucleotides. The record is from the annotation of a GenBank genome assembly. NCBI's taxonomy places the organism in Eukaryota, Metazoa, Nematoda, Chromadorea, Rhabditida, Meloidogynidae.